UUUUGUAUUUCCAGCUAAUCUCUCCAUUCUCUCCCCCAUACCAGGCGGCGAGUAAUUUACAUAUUCUUGAUUAUAACAUUUCGUCUGCCACUACGUCCCAUAUGGCAUGACCAAUUGACGCAUGUAACCACUCCCCUAUUAUAAAAAGGGCAGCACAACAGCCGUUUUAAUCACUUUCUCUCGGAUCAUUUUCCCUCAUCAAACUACUCUCUCUGCGUCUCUCUCAAGUUUAUAUUAUCAAUGGCGCAGAAGCUGAGGCUUCACGGGAUACCGAUGUCAUCAUGUGCUGCGAGGUCGAUGAUAUGUCUCCACGAGAAGGGAGUCGAGUUCGAACUCGUCCUCGUCGAUUUCUUCGUCGCCGUCGAACACAAACAGCCUCCCUUCCUCUCCAAAAACCCGUUUGGCCAAAUCCCAGUGCUAGAGGAUGGGAACUUAACUCUAUUUGAAUCCCGGGCAAUAAAUGAAUACGUCUCGAACAAGUUCAAGGACCAGGGCACCGAUCUCAUCCGCCACGAUAGUUUGGAGGAGUCGGCCUUGGUCAAGGUCUGGGCAGAGGUGGAGUCCCACCAGUUCCAUCCGGCAAUUUACCCAAUAUUCUACCAGCACUUGCUCGCCCCACUGUAUGGCAAGUCGUCCAACCAGGCCAUCAUCGACGAGCAUCUGGAGAAGCUCCGGAUGGUGCUCGAUGUCUACGAGGACAGGCUAGGCCAGACCAAGUACUUGGCGGGGGACUUCUAUAGCUUGGCUGAUCUCCACCACAUGCCUAUGAUGUUCUACUUCAUGAAGACCCCGUGGGGCCAUGUGGUCAAUGAGAGGCCCCGGGUUAAGGCCUGGUGGGAGGACAUUUCCUCUAGGGAUGCCUUUAAGAAGGUGGCUGGGGGCAUGACAAUAGGGGAUAAAUAAGAAAUUGCAGGUCAAUAGAUAAAAAGAAAAAGAAAAAUAAUUAUGUGAAACUGAAGGUGAUGUGGCUAUUAUGAGAUAUUGUCGUUUUGGAAUAAUGUUCAA
Punica granatum (pomegranate) is the source of this 1005-nucleotide messenger RNA. The record is from RefSeq and is a predicted model, not a curated record. NCBI's taxonomy places the organism in Eukaryota, Viridiplantae, Streptophyta, Magnoliopsida, Myrtales, Lythraceae.